GAAGUAGGCAGGCAGUAUCAAUGACAUCAACCCGACCGGCUAUGCUCUCCCGACAAAAGGGGCUGAGGAGCAGCCCGUGACCCUCCUCUCUCUCUCUCUCUCUCUCUCCCCCCACAGUCCGCACGCUGAAGGGGAGACGCCGGCGAUGCGUGCAUGCGUCCCCCCGCAAAGGGCAGACCUUUCUCCGCUGCCACUGGAUUACAUUCAUCCCUGCUGUUUCCCGAGAGGAAGCUUCCAGCUGCACAUCCACCCACAUGAAGCUAGCAGGAGGAAGUGAGGAAGACGGAGCGCUGCCUACCAAGAGUGCCCACCAGUGUUGAGUGAAACACAACCUGUAUCUUGGUCAUCUCCAACCAACCCACGGCGGUGCCAUGCCUUUGUCCAGGAGUGGUGGAGUUUUAGUCCAGUCCAGGAGGGCCAACCGGGGGCUCCGCCUUCAAGCCUCUCCCCUGGGUCUACUGCUGCCCUCGAUUAUCCUGUUAGCUGGACCUCUGAGCACCGUGUGUGGAGCACCAGCUCCUCCAAACUUCACCAAGAUUCCAACGGACCAGAUUGGAGUGUCAGGGGGUGUGGCAUCAUUUGUGUGCCAGGCCACAGGCAAUCCCAAGCCUGUCGUCUACUGGAACAAGAAGGGCAAGAAGGUCAACUCCCAGCGCAUCGAGACUGUAGAGUUUGAUGACGGUGCAGGUGCUGUGCUGAGAAUCCAACCGCUCAGAGCGCCUCGAGAUGAGAACAUCUAUGAGUGCGUGGCACGCAACAGUGAAGGAGAGGUGUCUGUCACUGCAAAGCUGGCCAUUAUCAGAGAGGACCUGUUGCCCUUUGGCUUCCCCAGUAUAGACAUGGGUCCCCAGCUGAAGGUGGUGGAGAGGACGAGGACGGCCACCAUGCUGUGUGCAGCCAGCGGCAUCCCCGACCCGGAGAUCUCCUGGUUCAAAGACUUCCUCCCUGUCGACCCCGUCAGUAACCAGGGUCGCAUCAAACAGCUCCGAUCAGGGGCGCUACAGAUCGAGAACAGCGAGGAAACGGACCAAGGGAAGUACGAGUGCGUGGCCACCAACUCUCAAGGCGUGCGCUACUCCUCCCCCGCCAACCUGUAUGUGCGAGUGCGCCGCGUGCCCCCUCGUUUCUCCAUCCUCCCUUCCAACCACGAGAUCAUGCCGGGAGGGAGCGUCAACAUCACCUGCGUGGCCGUGGGGUCGCCCAUGCCCUACGUCAAGUGGAUGCUGGGCAGCGAGGACCUGACCCCAGAGGACGAAAUGCCGAUCGGACGGAACGUGCUGGAGCUCAACGGAGUCCGAGAGUCCGCGAACUACACCUGUGUGGCCAUGAGCAGCCUGGGCAUCAUCGAGUCCACCGCUCAGGUCUUAGUAAAGACUUUGCCAAAGCCUCCCGGCACGCCCAUUGUCACAGAGACCACAGCCACCAGUGUGACCAUCACUUGGGACUCCGGUAACCCCGACCCCGUCUCCUACUACAUCAUCCAGUACCGAGCCAAAGGGCCCGACAGCAAGUACGAGACUGUGGACAGCAUCACCACCACCCGCUACAGCAUCGGGGGACUUUACCCCAACACAGAGUACGAAAUCAGAGUGUCGGCCUUCAAUAGCAUCGGCCAGGGCCCCCCCUCCACCCGCGUGGAGGCCCGCACGGGGGAGCAGGCCCCGGCCAGCCCUCCCCGAAACGUCCAGGCUCACAUCAUAUCUCCGAACACGGUGAUGGUCCGCUGGGAGGAGCCGGAGGAACCCAAUGGACAGGUGAAAGGCUACCGUGUGUACUACACCAUGGACACGUCCCGCCCCAUGAACGACUGGCAGAUCCACAACGUCCAGGACAGCGUGAUCACAACCAUUCAGAGCCUGGUGACCUCAAAGACUUACACCAUCCAGGUCCUAGCCUUCACCUCGGUAGGGGACGGGCCCUUCUCGGACCCCGUCCAUGUUAAAGUCAUGCCUGGAGUCCCGGGCCAGCCAGGAAAGUUUAAAGUCGGUAAGGUGGCCGACACCAGCAUCGAGCUGACCUGGGAACCUGCGUACACGAAGGAGGGCAUCGUCAACUAUGAGCUGCUCUACAAACCUGUCAAGUUUGGCAGCUUGGAGAAGCUGACCUUCGGGCCGAGGACCUCUUACACAGUGGAGGGUCUCAAAGCCAACACGGAGUACUCCUUCUCCCUGGCCGCCAUCUCCAACAAAGGCAUCGGGGCUUUCACCAAUGAACUGGUGCAGAGGACGUCUCAAGCCAAGCCCUCAGCUGCCCCCGAGGGUGUGUCGUGUGAGAGUGCCAGCUCCACUUCGCUGAGAGUAAAUUGGAAGCCGCCUCCAGCGGAGGCUCAGAAUGGCGAAUUGGCAGGUUAUGAGCUGAGAUACCAGAAAGUCUCUGGGGCUGAAGGUGGAGGGCAGGGCCAGGAUGAGAAGGCGCUACCUAUCCCAGGACAGCAGGGCCAGACGGUGUUAGAGGGGCUGGAGAAAUGGAGCUGGUACAACAUCACCCUGGCAGCCUUCACUGCAGAGGGGACUGGACCCAACAGCCCUGUUGUCAUUUGCAGAACUGAUGAAGACGUUCCGGGCGCAGCCCCUCGUCAGGUGGAUGUCCAGCCGCUCAACUACUCGGCCCUCCGAGUCACCUGGCGGUCGGUUUUGCCGCGGUCACGGCGAGGACAGAUCCGCGGGUACCAAGUGCAUUUCAGCCGCGCAGAAAGCGGUGAAUCCCGAAAUCUUCCCCGAAUCAAAGACCUCUUGUUGGAUGAGUCUCAGAUGGAGGAUGGUGACUCAACUCAAUAUGAGCUGAUUUUAGGAGGCCUGAAAGCAGAGACUUUGUACUCCAUCUCAGUGGCGGCGUACACCACCAAAGGGGAUGGAGCACAUAGCAAAGCCAAACUGGUGCAAACCCUGGGGAUUGUGCCCGGCCCCCCCUCACUUUGGGUGCGUCCAGGACCUGGUCCAUCAGUGGUGGUCCGGUGGGCUCCUCCGGUGGAGUGCUCCGAGGCAGGCUCUGGUAGUCGAGGGGCUCCAGUGGUAAUCCAGAGCUACCGCCUACAGUUUGGCCUGAAGAACACCUCUUUAGACAACACAGUGGAGUUCACAAAUAAAGAGAAAAACUUCACUGUCAGAAACCUCUCCCCGGGUUCCUCUUACGUCUUUGUCCUCUCCGCAAAGAGCCGAACGGGCUACGGAGAUAUAGUUCAACAGGAGAUAACAGUUCCCAUCUUGCCACCCUUGGGAUACCCCAAAAUUACUGACUAUUUUAAUGCCACCUGUUGCUCCCUCGAGUUCUCCUGGCUUCCCCCUGCCCCAAAGGAGUGCUGCGGUGUCAUCACAGAGUACACUAUAUCUUACAAAGAGGCUCCGGGCCCCAAACCCUCUAGUGACCCUGGUUCUCCAGCCAUACCGACCCCCACUGCUCCCCCUUGGCUGAUCUUGUUACCAGCGAGUGAGUCCAGCUACACCAUCCUGGGCCUCAAUCACAGCACAGACUACGAGGUGCAGCUACGAGCCCACAACAAGGCAGGGCCAGGCCCAUUCAGCCCACCUCUGACGGGCCGAACCCUGGCCUUUGAUACAGAUGUGCCAAGGAAUUUUUCAGUCAAUCUGGCCACUAUGACCAGUGUUCUUCUGACCUGGGAGUUUCCAGAGAGCACCAACCCCUAUCGCUUUACUGUGCAAUAUAACCUACAGAAGAUGGAGGUGGACGCUCGGCUGAGAAAGGCAGUCAUCCCAAACCUUCAACCUGACACCAGCUACGACUUUAAGAUCACUGCUCCGGAGGGAAACAUGGGGGGCCUUCGCCAUCGCAUCUCCGCCAAGACCUCGCCGCCAAUCACCAUCCGUCGGCCUGAGAUCGACCACACCCGCGACACCGAGACCACAGUCACCAUAGUGCUGCCGUCGCUGGAGACUCGCACCACUGUCAAGAAUGUGUAUGUUGUUGUGGUUCCGCUGCGGAGAGCCCGCGGCGUUAUCAGACACCUCAAGAGCCCAGAUGAAAUGGACCUUGAGGAGUUGUUAAAAGACAUCAGCCAAAAGCAGAGGGAUUCUCGGCAGCAGAAGCAGGUGGACCUGCGGCGGGCUUACAUCACGGCCCGUUUCACACCUGCCACCCUACCGGCUUUCUUCACCCUGGGGGACCAGCUUGACUACGGAGGAUUUGAGAACCGAGCUCUGGAGGCUGGUCAGGAGUAUGUCUUCUUCAUCCUGGCCGAGCUCAACUCCACAACCGGGAAAAUGUACGUGGCCAGCCCCUACACAGACACUGUGAUUGCCCCGGACUCAGAUCCACAGCCCCUGGACGCAGGCGAUGGUCUCAUAUGGGUGGUAGGACCCGUCCUGGCUGUGGUUUUCAUCAUCUGCAUCGUCAUUGCCAUCCUCCUUUACAAAAACAGCAAGCGCAAAGACUCUGAACCCGGAACCAAGAGCCUUUUGAGCAACGCAGAGAUGAUGGCCCAUCACCCCACAGACCCUGUGGAGAUGAGACGCAUUAACUUUCAGACUCCUGGGAUGAUGAGCCAUCCUCCCAUCCCCAUCAGUGAGCUGGCUGAGCACAUUGAGCUGCUGAAAGCCAACGACAACCUGCGACUCUCUCAGGAGUACGAGUCAAUCGACCCUAGUCAGCAGUUCACAUGGGAACAUUCAAACCUGGAGGUCAACAAGCCCAAAAACCGCUACGCCAACGUCAUAGCCUACGACCACACGCGAGUCGUCCUGGCUCCAAUAGAAGGCGUCCUGGGCAGCGACUACAUCAACGCCAACUACGUUGAUGGCUACAGGAAGCAGAAUGCCUACAUCGCCACACAGGGGGCCCUGGCGGAGACAUUCGGGGACUUUUGGAGAAUGGUCUGGGAGCAGCGGGCCGCCUCUGUGGUCAUGAUGACGCGCCUCGAGGAGAAGUCACGGAUAAAGUGUGACCAGUACUGGCCAAGUCGCGGCACAGAGACGUACGGGAUGAUUCAGGUCACCCUUCUGGACACAAUGGAGCUGGCCACAUUCUGUGUCCGCACCCUUUCCCUGCAUAAGAGCGGCAGCAGUGAACGGCGAGAGGUGCGUCAGUUCCAGUUCACAUCCUGGCCGGACCACGGCGUGCCAGAGUAUCCAACCCCCUUCCUCAACUUCCUCCGCAGGGUGAAAGCCUGCAACCCUCCGGAUGCAGGACCCAUCAUCGCUCACUGCAGUGCUGGCGUUGGUCGCACUGGCUGUUUUAUUGUCAUCGACGCCAUGCUGGAGCGCAUCCGACACGAGCGCACUGUGGAUAUCUACGGUCACGUGACUCUGAUGCGCUCACAAAGGAACUACAUGGUGCAGACGGAGGACCAAUACAGCUUCAUCCACGAGGCCCUGCAGGAGGCCGUGGCCUGCGGGAACACCGAGGUGGCCGCCAGGAGUCUGUACUCCUACAUGCAGAAGCUCUCCAAGGUGGAGACUGGGGAGCACAUCACUGGCAUGGAGCUGGAGUUCAAGCGGCUGGCUAACACCAAGGCCCACACGUCCCGGUUCGUCACAGCCAACCUGCCUUGCAACAAAUUUAAGAAUCGACUGGUCAACAUUAUGCCCUAUGAAACCACCCGGGUCUGCCUCCAGCCAAUAAGAGGCCUGGAAGGCUCUGACUACAUCAACGCCAGUUACAUAGACGGAUACAGACAGCAGAGAGGCUACAUCGCCACCCAGGGCCCACUGGCUGAGACAACAGAGGACUUCUGGAGGAUGCUGUGGGAACACAACUCCACCAUAGUGGUUAUGCUCACUAAACUGAGAGAAAUAGGACGGGAGAAGUGUCACCAGUACUGGCCCGCCGAGCGCUCCGCCAGGUACCAGUACUUUGUGGUGGACCCCAUGGCUGAGUACAACAUGCCCCAGUACAUCCUCCGUGAGUUCAAAGUCACGGAUGCCAGGGAUGGGCAAUCACGGACAGUGCGUCAGUUCCAGUUCACCGAUUGGCCAGAGCAAGGUGUGCCGAAAUCUGGAGAGGGCUUCAUUGAUUUCAUUGGCCAGGUACACAAAACCAAGGAGCAGUUUGGCCAGGACGGACCAAUCAGCGUUCACUGCAGUGCUGGCGUGGGGCGGACAGGUGUCUUCAUCACCGUGAGUAUUGUCCUGGAGAGGAUGCGUUACGAAGGGGCGGUGGACAUCUUCCAGACUGUCAAAAUGCUGCGCACACAGAGACCCGCCAUGGUGCAGACUGAGGAUGAAUACCAGUUCUGUUACCAGGCUGCACUGGAGUACCUGGGUAGCUUUGACCACUAUGCAACGUAAGCACAGAGACAACCAUCUAUCCGGCUUUCUGCUUCGAGGUCCACAAACCAACCGGCAAGCGAAAGGAGCGAAAGACGGCUUGAGAUGACGCGAACAUUUGAUCUUUUUUUCCGGAAGCAAGACAAAUUCAACAAUAACAACAACAACAAGGACAAAAAGCAACAACAAAAACAGCAACAAUAAAUCUCUGUCUAACAGCAGCUCCACGCGAGCUGGUGGGUGUGGAGACCAUCCAUGUGUAAUCCAUAUACUUACCUCAGUGUUCCAGUGUGAAGGACGUAUAAUACAUUCGUGUGGUGGUCAGCUUCCUCCAAUAUGAACAAUUGAAAUACAAACAGCUUCUGAACAGGAAUUAUGAUACUAAAUGUGUAUAAAAAGGAAAAAAAAGGAGAAAAAAAAAAACACACACACAAAGAGCCUGGAAAUUUGCUGCACCCUAAAUGGGCUUUUUAUCCUCAACUUUGUAUCUACUGGUUUGGUGUACUAAGGGGUUACAAAGUGCUACGGCGAACAUUUCUAUGUGUCCGUGAGUCUGCUUCAAAGGUGUCUCCUGCGACCGCAGAUAGCUCUGAUCAUGUAGUUUAAAGCAGAGGACUAGGUAAUGCCUCAGUAAGGACUCAACGCCCUCGAGGACUGUUGGAGAGGCACGCGGAUGCUCACUUACCCAACGCACAGUGCCAAGAGAAACCACACAGCGUGAACACAAAGCGUGGCCUACAAGGAGAGAGGCGGCUGCCUCUUUCAUCCAGCAUGACAUCAAGUCAGACUAGGCCCCUCUGACGCGCCGGCCAAGGAUCAGUUCACGCUCCACGAUCCAGUGGUGGCUGUGUGACGCCCGUCCUCAGAGCAGUCUCAUCUCCUCAGCUGGGCCCAGAUUUGUAGUCCAGUGCAUUCUUCACCCAACAAAAGCUCGCUUGGUAUACACACGCCGUCCUUGUCCGUCGUCCAGCUGGUCUCCUCUUGACGUCAGCCCCCCCCCCCCCCCCCCCCCCGUUUGUGUCCGGCUGGUUGAAAGAAGUGUCUAGGAACGAAUUGAGCUUCAAUCCAGUUUUUAAAAAAGUCCCCAACCCACUUUCUGCCGACAUGAUUUGUGUGUGUUUUUACUGUGCGUCUCUGCCUUAUGCUGACUUCUGUCUCGUGUUUAGACAUGCUGCUUAUGUUCAUGCGUUGUGUGCUAGACAUUUUUUUUCGUUCUACAGUACCGAGGAGGAAAGGUUUUUCCCGUCCUCUGAAGCUUAGCUACUUGAAUUGCAACACUUUGCAGUGGAAUCGAUCUGGUGUUGAGACUAUUCAAGAGUACGAGCAGUAAAAUACACUGAGAGAAAUCCCACAAAAACAUUUGGUGAAUUGAACUGAGUUCACCCGACCAUCCCACCUCCACGUUUAAAGUCUCUCUGUUGCUAAAUCACUCUGUACAGAACAUCCAUCUUAACCCAAUUAGGUUUUCCUCUUUGAUUCCCCCAGUAAAACGGCACAAUUCCAUGAUAUAUAUAUAUAUAUAUAUAUAUAUAUAUCUUUAAUCGUUUUAGCAUAAAAUGAUAAUUGGUCCAAUGUGGUCAUUUAAGAGCACAACAAUGUUCAGACAUCACGAGCUAUUUCACACAUUCUGUACAUACAGUUUAUCAUUGGAGUCCUAUACAGUACAGUUACAUACGUCUGAGCACAAGAUAUAACGUGGGAUUGGAUGUGAUGUAGUUGUUAUUGUCGCAAAAGAAAGCCUUAUUGUUAUUGUUCACUCUGUCACAUUUAUUUCAUAUGAUUUUUUAAAGAUAUUUACUAUUCUAUUUUGUUACUUUUUACGUUUGUUUUUAUUCUGUUUAUCUGGAAUAUCUAGCAACUAUAACCAAUAAGAUGUUGUUUACUUGUUUCUUUAGCGAGCCAAUGUUAAGGUAUAAAAUUGUCACUGUUUGUUUUUUAUUUUCAAUGGUCAGUUUUGGUGCUUUUUUAUUUGCUUUGUUAUUAUAAAGUAUGCCCUCUGUGUAGGGUGCUAUUUGAUACUGAUUACUGAUGUCCGACUAGUUAUCUAGAGAUGUACAUUAGAGGAAGACCUAGCUUAAGUUUACAGUUAUGCCCUAUUGAUGCCCUUCCACCACUCAACCUCCAUAGCAACAGGGGUAUGCUCAGACCCACUGUGAAAGGUCAAAGGGCAUCCGAGAAGUUAGAUAUAUAGAGCAGACUUGUUGGUGAGAAUCUCAGACGAGCUGUUGGUAUUUAGUUUGGUGAGAAGCAAAUGGUAGCAAGUGUAUUUUUGAAAGAAAAGGGGUUAACAAAGACCCAGCUACACACACACCCUCAAAACGUAUUGUUUGUAUCUGAAAUACUCUGAUAUGAAAUGUAUGUGUGGUCCAGAAGUCUUGACAGUGUGCGACAUAUAUGAAAUAUGUUAUUCCUUCAAUUUCUUAUGAUUAUUGUGUCAAGAGAAAUAUAAAAGCCACACACAUGAAGCAUACAAUGAAAUGUGUUGAGGGCCAGCUCUGAAGACGCCAUCUCCCUCACUUAUGUACCUGUUCUUUCCUUUCAAAACCAUGGAUGUAGAUAUUGUAUCUUGACUUUGUAUUAAAAGCAGGAUGAUUGGAUAUACAGCACCACGA
Molecule: messenger RNA, 8830 nt
Organism: Pungitius pungitius (ninespine stickleback)
Lineage: Eukaryota; Metazoa; Chordata; Actinopteri; Perciformes; Gasterosteidae
Product: receptor-type tyrosine-protein phosphatase S-like
Exons: 34
Coding region: 372-6239 (1955 amino acids)
Biological process (GO): peptidyl-tyrosine dephosphorylation involved in inactivation of protein kinase activity
Cellular component (GO): signaling receptor complex
Molecular function (GO): protein binding; protein tyrosine phosphatase activity
Source: RefSeq, a predicted model, not a curated record